AUGCCACGGAACUGGCACCCCAUUGCUGCUAUAUUACUAAGUGCGACAACAACGAUUCUCGCCGUGGAUAACAGCUGGCACCCCCCCAACCUCAGCGCCAUCAACGACCUCGACCACAACCUGGCCAGCGAUGGGGUCUUCGAUUUCAUAUUUGACUCGUCACUGGUGCCAGACCAUCUUUAUGGACAGUACAAUUACUGCAAUAUGCCGCAUGUGCGGAAACGCGAAUACGUCGUUGCGCCUGAGGAGUAUGAACUCGUAUACGUUGAAGUAAUCCACCGUCAUCACAAAAGAACACCUUAUCAGUCUAAUACAUUCCCCGUAGAACUGGAUACAUGGUACUGCGACAAUGCUCAACUGUAUCACUACGGACAGCCCUCAGUGAAUGAGGAGCAAAACAGCGCCAACACAUUCUGGCAACUCGAAGACAACCCCUUUGAUUUACUGCUCGCUUCCCAUGGUAAUGAUGAUGGGAGUGGGCGCGGUUUCCCCGGUACAUGCGUGUUUCCGCAAAUCACUAGAAGUGGUCUGCAAGACUCGUGGCAGCAUGGACAUGAUCUGUUCGAGGUUUAUCACGAUCUCCUAAGGUUCUUACCAGAUGCAAUUGACCUGAAGAAAAUGGAGUUUAGGGUUACGAAUAAUGUGAUUACGAGUCAGGUUGCGGGUAUGGUGAUCGCGGGCAUGUAUGGAGAGCAGAGAGGCGUGGGAGUGCCUUUGCAUGUACAGAAAACAGGCAUCGACUCUUUAGAGCCGCAAUACCAUUGCCCUGGCGGUCGGUCUCUAUUCGAGAAGAUUAGAAGCUCCGAUGCAUCAUCUCCAUGGCAGAUCCAUCUCAACAAAACAAAAGAUCUCAUAAGAUCCCUUGACAACGUCUCGGGAGUGCCAGAAGAUAACCCAGACUGGCAUACCAGCUACGACCACUACUUCGACAACCUCUCCUCACGACUUUGCCAUUCGAAACCUCUGCCCUGCAAACAACAAGAUGUUCCGGAUUCGGGAUGCAUAACACGCAUACAAGCCAACUCAAUAUUCCGCCUUGGACAGUGGGAGUACUCGCGCCUCUAUCGCGAUGCUCCUUCGUCCUUGACAACCAGCGUGGCACUAUACGGCGUCUUCAUCGCUGAACUCGCGCAGCAUCUCCGCGACCAGAUAGCCUUUCUCGGCGUGAAUGUUGAUCAGACAGAUCGAGUCCUGUAUCGGCAUAAUGUCGCGCACGACGGAAGUAUUUCUCGAAUUCUUUCAGUGCUGCAAAUUGAGCGAAUGGUUUGGCCUGGUAUGGGAGCUGAAAUAGCUUUUGAACUGUAUCACAAAGAGGACAAUGCAUUCUUUGUCCGCGUCUUGUGGGGAGGACAGGUGAUGCGAAGCUCCAAUCCAGAGUUGGGGAAUAUGGAGUUUUUGGAUGUCUAUAGGCUGUUGGAUUAUUUUGACUCGUUGGUAGGGCAGGGAGCGACGAGUGUGGUGGAAUUGUGUUGGAUGUAA
This is a messenger RNA of Talaromyces atroroseus, 1479 nucleotides long. RefSeq lists its product as hypothetical. The transcript is spliced from 3 exons. The record is from RefSeq and is a predicted model, not a curated record. Gene Ontology annotation, molecular function: phosphatase activity. The coding region runs from base 1 to 1479 and encodes 492 amino acids. Lineage: Eukaryota; Fungi; Ascomycota; Eurotiomycetes; Eurotiales; Trichocomaceae. Gene Ontology annotation, biological process: dephosphorylation.